GCAUGCGCACUAUCUUCCUCUUCCCCAGUAGCAAGAGAAGAUGGCGGAUCUAGACUUUGAAUCUCCCCAGCAUACGGAGAGCGAUCCAGCUGCUGAUUUCUUGCAGAGGGAGCAGGGAGCCCUAGCAGAAUUAGGAGAUGACGAUUUAACGUUUGCUGGAGGAGCAGCCCCCACGGCUGGCGAUGCUUUUGGGGCAUCCGAACAGGCUGAAGAGGAGCCUCAGUCAAAUGAUCUUUAUUCAGCAAUCCAGAGUGCUGACGUGUUUGCGACUGAGCCCGAAGCAGUUAGGAAAUGGCGUGCCGACCAGGAGCAGCUUUUGGCCGAGAAGGACCGCCAAGCAGAAGAAGAGCGCCAAUCUUUGCUAGACCAGGCAAAACAAGAUCUUGCCGACUGGGAAGCACGGCAAGAUGAACAGCUGGACAAGACGAAAUCUGAUAAUCGUUCUGCAGAGGAAGCAUUUAUUCGUGAACGUGACGAGGACACGCCUGGUUCUGAAUGGGAACGGGUAGCGCGUUUCGUCGACUUCAACCCGAAAAACAGCAAGAACACCAAGGAUGUUGCGCGUAUGCGUAGUAUUCUCCUUCACUUAAAACAGACCCCAUUGGUACGGUGAGAUGACCGUAGCCAACGGCAUGAUCUUUCUAUUAUUUGCAGGUUUGAAAUCGGCAGCACUGCUACUGCCACUUUCCUAGGAAUUUUGAAGCACUCAACCCAGGUUCCCAGCUGGCCCAAAUGCUAAUAGCCCGUAACUUUUCUGCUUUUUUCUGUGAUCACUGGUUAUUCUUGUAUGUUGUUUUUUAUAGAUUCUGCAUUAUUUUUGUUGAACAUAUUUCUACCACUGGCACUCACCAAGCUACUGCAGUGAUAAAAUAAUUAUUGUUCUUGCUUGGUGCAGUGCUUUCAUGCCCCCUUCCCGUUACUCCGUAUUGAAUUGUUGAUUAUGUGAUGCGGUUGGAUUUUAAAGCCGCAUAUAAUGGCCUGUAUAAAAGAGCAAAUAUGUCCACACUCCA
Sycon ciliatum is the source of this 1010-nucleotide messenger RNA. Its product is annotated as clathrin light chain A-like. The record is from RefSeq and is a predicted model, not a curated record. Lineage: Eukaryota; Metazoa; Porifera; Calcarea; Leucosolenida; Sycettidae. Gene Ontology annotation, biological process: clathrin-dependent endocytosis; intracellular protein transport. Bases 41 to 613 code for a protein of 190 amino acids. Gene Ontology annotation, cellular component: clathrin coat of trans-Golgi network vesicle; plasma membrane; postsynaptic endocytic zone cytoplasmic component. Gene Ontology annotation, molecular function: structural molecule activity; clathrin heavy chain binding. The transcript has 6 exons.